GUCAAGAACAAGGAAUAAUGAUAUUUAUUAUACUUAUACAAAGCAUUAAUUAAAUGCCUUCUAAAAUUCUUAAAAAAUAUUGUGGUGAUGAUUAAGAAUGAAAAUAUAAAUAUUCCACAACAUGUCAUCGUGCACGUUUAUAAACAUAUAACCUUCCCCUGCCAGUUGUUUGUGUUUAACAUAUUUGAACUUGGAAUUUGAAGUUUUUGUUACUUGAAAUGAUAUCAUUGCGUUAAAAGAUUGCCCUGAACCAUAUUAAAUGGUAAUAUUGACUGUUUUUUUUUGUUAGAAAACCUUUGUAUGGUCAGAAGUGUGAAGAGGUGUUUCAGUGCUUACAAUACUCUUUUGAAUCAAAAUGACUAAUUCUAUAGAAAUCCCUUUAAAAGACACAGAUGAGGUCAUCGAGCUGUGUUUUGAUCAACUUCCAGAUGGAGAAGAAGUGCUUAGCAUUCUUCGGCAAGAAAAUGCGCAACUUCAUAUAUGGGUGGCUUUGGCGCUGGAAUACUACAAGCAAGGAAAUAUCAAAGUAUUUCUUGAAAUGUUGGAAUCAUCACAAGUGGAUGCAAAUAUCAAUUACAGAGAUUUUGAAAAAGAUCAAAUGAGGACAUUAGAUAUGUUGGCUGCUUAUUAUGUUCAGCAAGCUAACCGAGAGAAAAAUAAAGACAAAAAGCGGGACUUAUUCACCAAAGCUACUGAUUUGUAUACCACAGCUGAUAAAAUUAUAAUGUACGAUCAGAAUCACUUGCUUGGAAGAGCAUAUUUUUGCCUACUUGAAGGUGAUAAAAUGGAACAGGCUGAUGCCCAAUUCAAUUUUGUCUUGAAUCAGUCGACAAACAACAUUCCAUCCCUUUUGGGGAAGGCUUGUAUCGCAUACAACAAGAAGGACUUUCGAGGUGCCUUGGCGUUCUACAAAAAGGCACUUCGGACAAAUCCGAAUUGUCCUGCUGCUGUUCGUUUAGGAAUGGGACACUGCUUUAUGAAACUUGGAAAUCAGGAAAAAGCUAGGUACGUUGCUCACUUCUUUCAUUUUGCACUGCUAUUUGAUAUUACUGAACCAAAUGAUUAUUACAAAGUUCAACAUUUGGCCUUACAUGCUUUUCAUAACACAGAAAAUGAGGCGAUGAGGGCUGAAAGUUGUUACCAACUGGCGAGGGCCUUCCACGUUCAGGGAGACUAUGACCAUUCAUUUCAGUACUAUUACCAGGCUACUCAGUUUGCACCACCUAUGUUCGUUCUUCCCCAUUUUGGACUUGGCCAGAUGUAUAUAUACAAAGGAGAUACUGAAAAUGCAGCACAGUGUUUUGAAAAAGUUUUAAAAGUUCAGCCUGGAAAUUAUGAAACUAUGAAGAUUCUUGGUUCUUUAUAUGCCAACUCCCAAAGUCAGUCUAAAAGAGAUAUUGCAAAAAACCAUCUAAGAAAGGUUACUGAACAGUUCCCUGACGACGUAGAAGCUUGGAUUGAAUUGGCACAGAUCCUGGAACAGUCAGACUUACAAAGUUCCUUGCAAGCCUAUGGAACAGCCACUAAAAUCCUGAAGGAAACUGUCAAUGCAGAAAUACCUCCAGAAAUAUUAAACAAUGUUGCUUGUCUACAUUAUAGACUUGAAAACCUGGACGAAGCUAAAAAAAAUUUUGAAGAAUCUCUAAGCCGUGCGAGAGCUGAAGCUGAACAUGAUCCACAAUAUUACAAUUCCAUUGCAGUUACAACGACAUACAACUUAGCCAGGCUUAAUGAAGCUCUCUGCCAGUUUGACAAAGCAGAAAAACUUUACAAAGAUAUCCUCAAAGAACAUCCGAACUAUGUUGAUUGUUAUUUGAGAUUGGGCUGUAUGGCUAGAGACAAAGGUCAGAUUUACGAGGCUUCCGAUUGGUUUAAGGAAGCAAUGAGGAUUGACAAUGACCACCCUGAUGCUUGGUCACUGCUGGGUAAUCUUCAUCUUGCCAAACAAGAGUGGGGGCCUGGUCAAAAAAAAUUCGAAAGGAUUCUGAAGUGCCCAGCUACAUCAACAGAUGCAUAUUCUCAGAUUGCACUUGGAAACGUUUGGCUGCAGACACUUCACCAACCUUCAAAAGAAAAAGGGAAAGAUAAAGUUCGUCAAGAACGUGCUUUAACCAUGUACAACAAGGUGCUACGUAAUGAUCCAAGAAAUAUAUGGGCUACUAAUGGGAUAGGAUCUGUUUUGGCACAUAAAGGUUAUAUUAAUGAGGCAAGAGAUAUAUUUGCUCAAGUAAGAGAAGCAACAGCUGAGUUUUGUGAUGUUUGGUUGAAUAUUGCACACAUUUAUGUCGAACAAAAACAGUAUGUCAGUGCAAUUCAAAUGUAUGAAAACUGUUUAAGAAAAUUUUUCAAGUACAAUCAUGUUGAAGUGAUGUUGUAUCUUGCACGAGCUUGUUUUAAAGCUGGAAAAUUGACUCAGGCCAAGAACAUUCUACUUAAGGCUCGACGUGUAGCUCCACAAGACACGGUUCUUCUUUACAACAUUGCUCUUGUAUUGCAACGACUUGCUACACAGAUUCUGAAGGACGAUAAAUCAACAUUGGACAUUGUGCUUCAAGCAGUACAUGAACUUAGUUUAUCACAAAAGUACUUUCAAUAUCUGAGCGUUUAUGGAGACCGAAUGAAGUACGAUGUUGCCGCUGCAGGAGCAGAGGCGAGGCAGUGCCAGGACUUAUUGUCACAGGCUCAGUACCACGUGGCGAGGGCCAGAAGGACAGAUGAAGAAGAGAGGCAGCUGCGAGCUAAGCAAGAAGAAGAACGUGCUGCCUUCAGGCUGAAGCAAUUGCAAUUACUGAAAGAUCAGGAAGAAAAAAGGAAGCGAGAAGAAGAAGAAAUGCUUGCUAAAAGACAAGAGUACAAAGAAAAGACUAAGGGAGCUUUACUGUUUGGCGAUAUGCCUAACGAAAAGAGACCAUCGAAAGGUCGUGGCCGAAAGAAUCAAGACAUCAUUGCCACAGACUCUGGUAGUGAGGGAGGAAGGAGUCCAUCAGACAAUGUCAGGGAAAAAGACAAAAAAGGAAAGAAAGGAGGAGGUAAGAAGAGGAAACAAAAAGAAAAGAGAGGAAGUGACAGCGAGAGUGGUGGCAGUGAUAGGCCUAAAACUAAACGAAUCAAGAAGAACAAGGCACGUAUUUUUAUUUUGUUUCUUUUUAAGGAAGGCGGUGGCAGGAUAAAGAAAGGUGGAGGUAAAGGUGCUAAGAAACAACAGAAGGAAGAGAGGUUGUCUGCCAAACAGAGGUUAAAGGUCGUUUCCAAGGCUACUAUAUCAACUAGUGAAUCUGAUAGUGAUAGUGAGAAGCUCAAGAUAGCUAGCAGAUCGAAUUCUCGUUCAAGAUCAAGGUCUGGAUCAAGAAGUAAAUCCGGUUCUAGAUCUCGCAGUGGAUCAAGAGCCAGUCGUGCUUCAAGAUCUAGGUCUAGAAGUGGGUCCAGAAGUCGUUCCGGAUCAAGAAGCAGAUCCAAUUCUCGCUCACGGUCAAGGUCUGGAUCAAGAAGUAAAUCUGGUUCAAGAUCUCGCAGCGGUUCUAGAGCCAGCUCUGCUCGUCGUUCAAGGUCUAAUUCUCGCUCAAGAUCUAGGUCCAAAUCAGCAUCGAGAUCAAAGUCAAGAUCGAGGUCAAAGUCAAGAUCAAGAUCUAGGUCAAAAUCAGGUUCAAGAUCGAGGUCUGGCUCUAGGAGUAGUGGUUCAAGGAAAUCAAGGUCACGUUCUCCCAGUGGUUCGAGGGCAAGCUCUAAGCAGCGCUCAAGAUCUGGAUCUCCGAAGGAGAAUGGUUCAGGUAAAAUUCAUUGAUUUGACUUAUUUUAUUAUCGUUAUUUCAUCUCUGCUCAUUUUUUUAUGGUUUAAUUUUUUGUUUUUUGCCAUCUACCAAUAUAAUAAUGAUAAACAGAGUGUGCACGGAAAGUGGAAAAUUUGGAAGAGUCAUUCCCUUCUAAAAUUUACAUUCUUCAAUCAUCACUCAUUUAAUCCUUUCCGUUCUAGCACAUUUUCUGGUCUCUCAUUCUAUUUCUAGGAAUGAUCUAACGAAUUGAGGAAUAAGUUAAUGUAACCAUUAAUCAAUGGACAAUAGCUACUCUGAGUACCAAGCACUGAGUAUUUUAUUUAAAUAUUAGCUCUGUCUGAGAACUGAGGAAUUUAAGGACUAAGUACUUAAGUUGAUGAUUGUCAAUCAAUUGAAGUUGUGAUUAAAUUUUUCAUAGUAAUUAAAGUUGAUUAAAAUUCUUAGUAUUCAGUACUCAAGAAUGGUUUUGGGCCUAUCUCUGAUGAUAAAUAAAUUCAAUCCCUU
Nezara viridula (southern green stink bug) is the source of this 4274-nucleotide messenger RNA. The record is from the annotation of a GenBank genome assembly. NCBI's taxonomy places the organism in Eukaryota, Metazoa, Arthropoda, Insecta, Hemiptera, Pentatomidae.